Molecule: messenger RNA, 1547 nt
Organism: Ricinus communis (castor bean)
Lineage: Eukaryota; Viridiplantae; Streptophyta; Magnoliopsida; Malpighiales; Euphorbiaceae
Exons: 7
Coding region: 143-1324 (393 amino acids)
Molecular function (GO): phosphoprotein phosphatase activity
Source: RefSeq, a predicted model, not a curated record
UCUUCCCAAGAAAAUAAUAAAGAAAACGGAUAUGUGAGAGUCAAAAGGAUCAUUUAUAAGAGAAGCUCAAAAGUUGGCGUCUCUACCACUAUACAUACUAACUUUGUGUUGUACGUAAAAGUUAAAAAACACUUACCAAAAGAUGGAAGGAAAGAGUGGCAGCAUCAACGUGAAGGAAAAGGGUGAAUGUUGCUAUUUCAGUGAAACAGAAGUAGAAGAAGAAGAAGAAGACGAAGACCCGAUUGGAAUUUCACUACAUAAGUUGAAUCUUGGCCCUAAGAAAAAACUUCUUGUGCUUUCUCUAGGAGUUUUAUGUCAAAAGAUCAGAGCUUUCAAAAAGGACAGACCUAAAAACUGCAGUCCUGAUGCUACUUAUGGCAGCAUUCUCGUUUACAAGAGACCCCAUUGUGAAGAUUUCAUAAAAUUCUGUUUUGAAAGAUUUGUGGUGGGAAUUUGGUCUUCUGCUCUCGAGUUAAAUCAAGAAGAAUGUACAGAUUCUGGAUUCAAGUCGUUGGAGAACAUCAACAAGCCUCUCUUUCUUAAGGAAUUGAGGAAAUUAUGGGAGAGCAGCUCUUCAUCUUUAGGGCAAUAUUCUUCCUCAAACACUUUACUGAUCGAUGAUAAGCCUUACAAGGCGCUUCUAAAUUCUGUAAUACAACCUUUCCACUUGAGAACUAUUUUUAUGAGAUUAUUUUAUGCAUUUUACAGCAGCAGCAGCAGCAAUUCUGAAGAAGAAGGUGGAGGCAUUUUACUAGAGAGGCCAUUCUUUAGGCCUAGGAAGAAGCUUCUCGUGAUUUCCUUAGGCGGCCUGCUGUGCGCAAGAGUGUGCCGUAGAGACACAUCCAACAUUCCCCAAUCUCGCCCUCCUGAUGCUGCCUACGGAAGCAUUCUUGAGAAUAAAUCGAAGCCUAUCUUUCUCAGGGAAUUAAACAAACUGUGGGCGGAGAAUAAUAACUCGAAUCUAUUGUUGCUGACACAAAGAUAUUCUUCAUCGGAUAUAUUAUUGAUUGACGAUAAGCCUUAUAAGGCACUUCUGAAUCCUUUUCUAGUACACUUUUCUAAUUUUAAUUUUGUUUUUUCUUGUAGCCUUACACUGGGCAAUGAUCUUUAUGAUACUGGUUUACGUGAGAAUUGCCAUUUUCUAUGCAUAAUUACUGGUUUACGUCGUGAAGGUGGGCUCUGGAUCUACCUGGAUGGCCUAGCGAAAGCAGAUGAUGUGCAUACAUAUGUGAAGAAUCACCCGUUUGGACAGCCUGCUAUUACAGCCAUGCGUCCUGAUUGGGAUUACUACUCCAAGAUAGUCCAUCGUCAAAGCAAGGAAUGAGCCCACAAUUUGAAAAUAUAACACUAAUGAUUCAGAAUGUAGAUUGCACAUUCUGUUUUAAUUUACUUUAAGUUGAACCCACAAUUUCUCGUAUCAGAUAUCCAAAUUAUUACAUAGUUUGCUAAGUGGAGUUUUUAACCCAAAUUUUUGUUUAAAUCUACUCAUAUUUGUUAACCCAUAAUGUUAACAGGAGUUUAAAAUUAAUUGCUUAUAAUAUCUUCAU